This is a messenger RNA of Suillus clintonianus, 639 nucleotides long. RefSeq lists its product as uncharacterized. The coding region runs from base 1 to 639 and encodes 212 amino acids. The record is from RefSeq and is a predicted model, not a curated record. NCBI's taxonomy places the organism in Eukaryota, Fungi, Basidiomycota, Agaricomycetes, Boletales, Suillaceae. The transcript has 2 exons.
AUGCCCCUGGCCCUCAGCUCCCUUCCUCCCCUUUGCAGCUUGCUCCUCCCCCCCUUUGCAGCUUGCUCCUCCUCCCCUUUGCAGCUUGCUCCUCCCCCCCUUUGCAGCUUGCUCCUUUUUACCACAGUCGUGUGGUGCUUUUGUCCGGUGGCCAAGCACCGCAUAAACCCUCUCAUUUGCUUCGUCAUUGGGAAUGUCGCACAGCCACUCAUUUCCUUCAUCCACAGCAUCUUUGUCACCCUAUAUAUCAUUCAACUAUUGCCUUUCAUUGACAGCAUCCCAGAUGUCUUUCUCCGCAAAACUGCGGAGCUCCGCAAGCUCAAAGAAAAAGAAGAGGACUUCGUGACGUCUGAGCGCCAGGAAUUGAAGAACAAAUAUUAUAUCAUGAAGAUGAAUUACCAAUCCCAGAAGAACAAAUACUUGUGGCGCAUUGAGUCUCAUUCACAUGAUGUCCUUAUCGCGACUGCCACACAUCAAUACAAGCAGGAGGCCAAGGACAAGGAAAUCUUUCGCCUUCAGGCUGCAGCUGCCUUGCAGGAGAGGGAGGCAGAGCCCUGGUGUCUCAAGAUACAGUAUGAGACCAUGAGGCUCCAUACUGGGGGUGGAGAUGUUCAUGGUCCCUCAUCAUCAUCACUCUGA